AUGAGAUACAAACAUAUUGUACUCGUCGGUGCAUUGCUGAUUACAAUACUUUGCUUGCUUUCUGGACUUAUGUACUAUUUGAAUCAAGAUAAAUGUCCCAUCGGUACCUUCCAGUGUCUCAACAGCACCACAUGCAUGCCGCAACGUAGCUGGUGCAAUGGUGUCCUAGAUUGUCCACAUAACGACGAUGAAUCCACAGAAAAUUGUUUUGACAUGCACGGAAACUGGGAUUGGUUUAUGAAAGAAAGAAACUGGGGAAACUCAAACAAUUGCGAUAUAUUUGACGCUCCAGUUAAUUGCACCUACGAUGCGUGUCACGCAACUUGUACGAAUUUUACCGAUGUCCCUAAAAACUUGUCAUCGAAUGUAACGGCAAUUUUUCUAACCGACAACUCACUCACACAUUUAUCUCGCGACGCGUUAUCAAGAUAUCCAGAGAUACGCUUAUUAUAUCUCGAUAAUAAUAAUAUAGUCAAAUUAGAAAAAGGAAUCUUCCUCCAUCAAUCUAAGUUGUUUUGGUUAAUUCUCACAAAUAAUAGCAUCAGCGAAAUACUACCGGGACACCUAACGGGACUAGAUAAAUUAGAAACUCUGCUACUGGAUCAAAAUAAAAUUGUGACGGCAGAUUUUUCUGACCUAGAAGACAGCACUACUACAUAUUUGAUAAACCUGAGUAAGAACAUGUUAACAACAUCCGCUUUAAAACUGCCACGGUUACCGGAGUUGACAGAAAUAAUAUUGGACGGAAACCACUUCGAGUCAAUAACGGAAGAUCUCUUUGCCGGAUGCCCCGCUUUAAAAUCACUGGGUAUGGAGGACAAUAGCAUAAGCAGCAUCGACGAGAACGCGUUUCGGAAUUUGCAACAACUUAUUGAGCUUAACUUGGCAUACAACAGGAUAGUCACGAUACCGUCAAACGUGUUCCAGUCCGUGAAUAAUCUGUCGAAGCUAUUAAUCGGUUACAAUCCUGUCGUCGAGUUAUCAAUGACACUUUUUAAUCCUUUGAAUAAUCUUCGCUCUCUAAGUGUCGAAGAUAUAAACAUGGAUAAUAUGAAUAAAAACGCAUUCGACGUGUUUCCAAGGCUCGAUUUUAUAUAUUUCAAGAAAUUUCACUACUGCAUGACUUACGCGCCGAAGGUGCAGAAAUGUAGACCAACUAGCGAUGGUGUGUCAUCGAUAUCUCAUUUGCUGGACAAGCCUCUAUUAAGGGCUGCUGUUUGGACCAUAUCUUGUCUCACUUGUCUCGGUAAUAGCCUCGUUCUGUGGGGAAGAUUCACCGCUAAAGAUGAAAAUCGUGUUUUAAGUAUCAUUAUCCGAAAUCUCGCAGUGUCCGACAUGUUGAUGGGAAUAUACCUCUUCAUAAUCGCCAUAGAAGAUGCGAGGUUUCGCGAUAACUACAAAGAGGAAGCAAGUAUAUGGAUGUCCUCAUGGCCCUGCAUACUCCUAGGAGCAUUGGCGAUGACAUCAUCCGAGGUUUCCGUGCUUAUCCUGUCAUUUAUGUCCGUGGAGCGAUUUAUUCUGAUCGCAGCACCUUUGAAGUGUCAUCACGCCAUGACAUCUCAAGCUGCAGCCUCAUCGAUGAUCGUCAUCUGGAUCUUCGGACUUAUUAUCGCUCUUGCACCAGUUAUCCAUUGGAGAAGCAGCACAAAAUUCUAUGGUGUCAAUGGAAUGUGUUUUCCUCUACAUAUAGACGAUCCAUAUCUGAUAGGCUGGGAAUACUCGAUCUUUAUCUUUCUGGGACUUAAUCUAAUCGGAUUGAUGAUUAUCGGUUACGUUUACAUUGCAAUGUUCACCAGCAUCUGGAGAACGCGCCGUGCCACGCCAUUGUCGGUCGGUGAUUCUGAAUUUGCCCUCAGGUUCUUCCUAAUCGUGUUGACAGACGCGGCAUGUUGGGCACCGAUUAUAGCGUUGAAAAUCCUCGCCAUGAUGAAAUACCCCGUGCCACCUGAUUUGCACGCUUGGAUAGUGAUUUUUAUUCUGCCGGUAAAUAGUGCGGUUAAUCCGCUGUUGUACACUUUCACCACACCGAAAUUUCGCGAAAAACUUAACGAGGGUUGGUUUGGAAAAGUAUGUAGCUACAUGUUAAGGAAACAUUCCAGACAAGAUUCGGAGGCAUCAGCUACUAUCAAUAAAACGGUUAUUAAUAGGAACAUAGUACAGCCUAUCUGGAACAAAUAUGAUGAUGAUAAAAGGAAAACACCGCCUCUGCUUGACUUCAACGAUGAAAAACCUUGAUCCAAUUAGAGACAGAGUGAAAGUUA
Mycetomoellerius zeteki is the source of this 2261-nucleotide messenger RNA. RefSeq names its product Leucine-rich repeat-containing G protein-coupled receptor 3 (gene Lgr3). The transcript has 21 exons. NCBI's taxonomy places the organism in Eukaryota, Metazoa, Arthropoda, Insecta, Hymenoptera, Formicidae. The coding region runs from base 1 to 2235 and encodes 744 amino acids. The record is from RefSeq and is a predicted model, not a curated record. Gene Ontology annotation, molecular function: protein binding; G protein-coupled peptide receptor activity. Gene Ontology annotation, cellular component: plasma membrane. Gene Ontology annotation, biological process: hormone-mediated signaling pathway; adenylate cyclase-activating G protein-coupled receptor signaling pathway; activation of adenylate cyclase activity.